Molecule: messenger RNA, 1711 nt
Organism: Plodia interpunctella (Indianmeal moth)
Lineage: Eukaryota; Metazoa; Arthropoda; Insecta; Lepidoptera; Pyralidae
Product: lipase 3-like
Exons: 1
Coding region: 26-1486 (486 amino acids)
Biological process (GO): lipid metabolic process
Source: RefSeq, a predicted model, not a curated record
UACAGUACUAACAGCAGUGGUCGAAAUGAUUUUACUCUUUCUUUUUGUUUUAAUUAAUUAUAGUACCGCAACCGAUUUGGACAUUAUAAUAAGAAGUUCAAUGGAUACCAUAUCUAGUUCAUUCAAUAAACUUAUGGAAGAUAUCAAAAACUUUUUUAUGUGUAAAUAUGAAGCACUGUUACAUAGGAAGUUGAUAACCAAAAAUGCGUUCAACAAGUUUAUUUCUGAAACGUUUAAUAAAUCUGCUAAUAAAAAGUGUCAAUAUGUUUCUAGUAGAUCAGAAACGUCUAAAGCAAAUAUCGGUAAGUUUAAUGGUAAAACAAAACAAUUUAAACAAAAUUUAGACAUUGACAUGACAAAAUUAAUAACGUUUCAUGGAUAUAGACUUGAAACACACACAGCUCUCACACCGGAUGGGUAUUUGUUAACAUUACAUAGAGUAUUUCUACGGGACUCAACUGGGAGAGAAAUGAAAAAAGUGUUACUACAUCACGGGCUUCUUGGAAGCUCAGAAGAUUGGGUGAUUCUUGGAUCAAAUAAAGCACUUCCAUAUUUACUGUGGUUAUCGGGUUAUGACGUUUGGAUGACGAAUGCUAGAGGAAACAAAUUUUCGAAGGCGCAUAGUGUUCUCCCGGUAGACUCAGAAGAAUAUUGGGACUUUUCUUUUCAUGAAAUUGGAAUAUAUGAUAUUGCAGCUGCUAUUAAUUACAUCAGGGAUAUCGGCGACAGCACCGCAGAACUUCACUACGUCGGGUACUCAAUGGGAGCUACGGCGUUGCUGGUUCUGUUGUCUACUCACCCAGAAUACAAUAAUAUUUUAAAAACGGCAACUUUACUGGCCCCUUUAGCAUUUAUGUCCAAUGUCAAAGGUACGAUUAGAUAUUUUGCAGACGUCGAAAAAUACGGCUAUAUUGACGAUUUAGGCCAUAAGGAUUUUCUUGCAAACGUAAGCAUUCCAAACAAAGUUUUCCACAAAUUUUGCGUUCAUGAUCACAGAUUAUGUCUUAAAUCGAUACUUUUAUUUGCGAAUGGCGGAGAAGAUAUAUUAAAUAAAGAUCUUAGGAAUGACAUAAUGACCCAUGCUUCAGAAGAAGGUUCUGCCAAGACAUUGAAGCAUUAUGUUCAGUUAAUAAAUAGCGGUCAAUUUCAAAUGUACGACUAUGGGCCGGAUAAAAAUAUGAAGAAAUAUGGAAUGAGAUCUCCUCCCAGCUAUCGUUUGAAUGAUGUCACAUUACCAAUAGCUAUAAUAACAUCAAUAGAUGACUGGAUCUCUACAAUAGGGGACAUAACAAAUUUAUUGCCAUUUUUUUCCAAUCUAAUUGGUCACCACGUUGUAAAGAGAUACAAAUUUAGCCACACUGACUUUUUGUGGGCAGAAGAUGCACCGCAACUCGUUUACAGCCUCGUCUUAGAUAUAUUAUCUGAUCCCCAGGCUUCGAGGUUCCAAAAUGAAAAUAUUCUUCGUAAUAAUCUCAUCGUGAACUAAUUGUGAUAGGUAUCAAUAUUACUAUCAUAAUCAACUUAUUUUCUGAGUUUCUGAGUUAUACUUUUAUUGUAAUGCAAAUAUAGUAUUAGUACAUGUUUUUGUAAUUAGUUGAUUAAAAUUAGACUAGUUGAAUAAAUGGUGUAUCGUUAUUUUAGUUAAAAAAAAAGUCAUUUGAUGUUGAUGUAACCAAUGAUGAUGAUGUUUUUUGAACCAAAAUGAAGUACU